Propithecus coquereli (Coquerel's sifaka) is the source of this 1076-nucleotide messenger RNA. Its product is annotated as tubulin beta-2 chain-like. The record is from RefSeq and is a predicted model, not a curated record. The coding region runs from base 198 to 1076 and encodes 292 amino acids. Gene Ontology annotation, molecular function: GTP binding; structural constituent of cytoskeleton; GTPase activity. NCBI's taxonomy places the organism in Eukaryota, Metazoa, Chordata, Mammalia, Primates, Indriidae. The transcript is spliced from 4 exons. Gene Ontology annotation, cellular component: cytoplasm; microtubule. Gene Ontology annotation, biological process: mitotic cell cycle; microtubule cytoskeleton organization.
GGGGGCUCGGGCUGGGGGCGCGGUCUGCGCCGGCCGCCCCACCCUCCCCGCAUAAAAGGCCGAGCCCGCGGGGCGAGCGCUCUCAGCCGGUCCGUUCCGCAGCGCCUUCGCGGUGACCCCGCAGUGGGUGUGUGAGGGGAGGACGGACAGACCCGCCAGACGCCACCGGACCAGGGAGAAGAAGCCAACGAGGCACCAUGCGCGAGAUCGUGCACAUCCAGGCGGGCCAGUGCGGCAACCAGAUCGGCGCCAAGUUUUGGGAGGUCAUCAGUGAUGAACAUGGUAUCGACCCCACUGGCAGUUACCAUGGAGAUAGUGAUUUGCAGCUGGAGAGAAUCAAUGUAUACUACAACGAAGCCACUGGUAACAAAUACGUUCCUCGGGCCAUCCUGGUGGAUCUGGAGCCGGGCACGAUGGACUCGGUCAGGUCUGGACCAUUCGGCCAGAUCUUCAGGCCAGACAAUUUUGUGUUUGGCCAGAGCGGAGCCGGAAACAACUGGGCAAAGGGCCACUACACAGAGGGAGCCGAGCUGGUCGACUCGGUCCUGGACGUGGUGAGGAAGGAGUCGGAGAGCUGUGACUGUCUCCAGGGCUUCCAGCUGACCCACUCGCUGGGGGGCGGCACGGGGUCCGGGAUGGGCACCCUGCUCAUCAGCAAGAUCCGCGAGGAGUACCCAGACCGCAUCAUGAACACCUUCAGCGUCAUGCCCUCGCCCAAGGUGUCGGACACGGUGGUGGAGCCCUACAACGCCACCCUGUCCGUGCACCAGCUGGUGGAGAACACGGACGAGACCUACUGCAUCGACAACGAGGCCCUGUACGACAUCUGCUUCCGCACCCUGAAGCUGACCACCCCCACGUACGGGGACCUCAACCACCUGGUGUCGGCCACCAUGAGCGGGGUCACCACCUGCCUGCGCUUCCCGGGCCAGCUGAACGCCGACCUGUGCAAGCUGGCCGUGAACAUGGUGCCCUUCCCGCGCCUGCACUUCUUCAUGCCAGGCUUCGCGCCGCUCACCAGCCGCGGCAGCCAGCAGUACCGCGCGCUCACGGUGCCCGAGCUCACCCAGCAAUGA